Molecule: messenger RNA, 609 nt
Organism: Aspergillus tanneri
Lineage: Eukaryota; Fungi; Ascomycota; Eurotiomycetes; Eurotiales; Aspergillaceae
Exons: 11
Coding region: 1-609 (202 amino acids)
Source: RefSeq, a predicted model, not a curated record
AUGCAGCUUUCGCGUGAAGACUUUGACAAUCCAGAGGUCGCUGGGGCGGUGAACCCCCACCCCGACUACGGUUACUUCCACGGUCCCAUCCCGAACCCAAACCCCACUUGGCGCCCACACCCGGACCCCCGCACACCUGUGACCACCGCGGACAACGAGAAUGCCCCAACUCCUGGUUCAAGACUGUCAGGUAUUAAUAGCAUGCUCGUCCGCCACAUCCGGAACGCCCAUCCCGGUGCCACUCUUAAUCCCUUCCGCACCAACAUUCCCCAGGCUGAGCGCAUUGCGGGCGAAAACGCUUUAAAGCGAUGGAUCCUUAGCAGAGGAUGGAGAACUGCCCGUUACGUGAAGGAGCCUGGUGAGGGUCCUAUGUACGGUAUUAUUCAGGAUUACUGUAACUUCCUCGAGCAGCUGGCCCAGGAAGAUAACGACUUUGCUCAGCAGUUUGGGACUGAGUUCCAUCGUCCUAGGCUGGGUAAGCCACCUACCCCACCGUCUGCCCCCAAGCGCAAGCGUGCUCCACCGAAGAAGGGUCACAAGGCCACCGGUAGCCGGAAGCAGCCGGCGCGCGCAAGAAGAUGCUGCCGAGUCGUGCCGGAGACUGCGUAG